AUGGUUCACACUCAGUAUUCUAAAGUCAUUAAAAUUUUUCAUCGGGAUAAUGGUUUGGAAUAUCGUGACUCUAAAUUACUCACCUUUCUUGAUUCUCAAGAUAUUUCUACUGAUCUUUUUCCCAAUGACUUGAGUACAGAUUCUUCUAUUGAGCUCGUUUCCAUGACCGACGCUGCGCCCACUCCAGAUAUGUCUACUGUCACACCUAUUGCUCCUCUAGCACAACAACGUAAGGCCUGCUUGGUGACCCAAGGAUUCACUCAGGAGUAUGGUGUUAACUAUGAGGAAACUUUUACACCUGUAGUUUAUAUGACUUCUGUUCGCAGCCUUCUAGCCAUUGCUACUGCUCCACGUGCAUGGUUUACUAAGUUUAGUAACACUAUGAAUCAAUUGAAUUUUUCUUGUAAUCCUCACGACUCGGCUCUUUUUAUUCGCUCUACUGCUCAUGGUAUUAUUUUGUUACUACUGUAUGUUGAUGACAUGAUUAUCACAAAUAGUGAUGAUACAGGAGUUUAUGAGCUCAAGACAUAUUUGGGCCAGCAAUUUGAUAUGAAGGAUCUUGAUGGAUUGAACUAUUUUUUUGGAAUCGAGGUCCACCAUGAGAGUGAUGGUAUAUCUGUCUCUCAAGUCAAGUAUGCUAUCGAUUUGAUAUCCCAAGCUCACCUUUCUGAUAAGGAGGUUGAAACUACUCCUAUUGAACUAAAUGUUCACUAUACUUCUACUGAUGGUACCUUGUUGGACAAUCCCACCCGUUACCGCCAAUUGGUUGGGAGCCUCAUCUAUCUUGCCGUCACGCAACCUGAUAUUACUUAUGCAAUUCAUGUUGUUAGCCAGUUUAUGUCUGAGCCUCGCACAACUCAUUAUGCAAUAGUUCUUCAGAUCAUUUGGUAUAUCAAAGGUACUCUUUAUCAUGGGCUUUACUUCUCUGCUAGCUCCUCUCUUGCAUUGCGAGCUUACUUUGAUGUCGAUUAG
Molecule: messenger RNA, 972 nt
Organism: Prosopis cineraria
Lineage: Eukaryota; Viridiplantae; Streptophyta; Magnoliopsida; Fabales; Fabaceae
Exons: 4
Coding region: 1-972 (323 amino acids)
Source: RefSeq, a predicted model, not a curated record